This is a messenger RNA of Cotesia congregata, 924 nucleotides long. The record is from the annotation of a GenBank genome assembly. Lineage: Eukaryota; Metazoa; Arthropoda; Insecta; Hymenoptera; Braconidae.
AUGCAGUCAAGGCUGCGGUUAUUGGCUCUUGCCCUUAUUCUGGGUCUUGUCAUCACCAAUGUAUCCUCAGCGGAAAGAAGAAGAAAACAUAGACGCCGUACAACAACAGAAGCUCCUUUCCAGCCAGAAGUAAUGAACCUUCUUAAAGAAGAAGACACUUCUAAGGAAAAGUUGGUCGCCAAGAUGGACGACCAGGACUCAAACUCCGAAAGCGGGGAACAUGACAAUAGUAAUGAACCCAAAGAUGGCGUAUUGAGAAUGGAUCCUUGUUUGGAUAAACAUUGCGGCGCUGGACGAGUUUGUCGGGUUAAUGAUCUUGGAGCUGCAGAGUGUGUUUGCAUAGAAGUUUGCGAUGAAGAAAAAGAUCCCCGGCGUAAAGUUUGUACCAAUUACAACGAAACAUUUGGAAGCGACUGUGAAGUUUACCAAGCACGUUGUUUCUGUGACUCUGGUGAUUCUCGUUGUCGUGGUCCAGAUUAUCAGCACGUCCAUAUUGAAUACUACGGCGAGUGCCGUCAAAUGCCGAUGUGCAAAGAAGAAGACAUGAUGGACUUCCCCCGAAGAAUGCGCGACUGGCUCUUCAACAUAAUGCGCGACAUGGCGGAUCGUCAAGAGUUGCCAACUCACUUUUUGAAAAUGCAGCGGGAAGCUGAAACAAACUUAACCUUACGCUGGACCAAUGCCGCCAUUUGGAAGUGGUGUGAUCUUGACGGGCAUCCUCAUGAUCGUGCCGUUUCACGGCACGAACUCUUCCCGAUUAGAGCGCCUCUCAUGGCACUGGAACAUUGUAUCGCUCCCUUUUUGGACGGGUGUGAUGAGAACAAUGAUCAUAAGAUCAAUUUGGUUGAGUGGGGAAAGUGUCUUCAGCUUGAUGAGGACGACUUAGAUGACAAGUGUGACGAGCUUGAAGAAGCUGGACAUUAA